GACGCAGAGUUGGCGAAGACGGCGCUGCAGGGUGGCGAGGCGAAGCUCUGGCUGCACGACCUCGCGCAGAUGAUCUCCGCUCCCACUAAAGCCCUCGUGGAAAGUGGCGGUGCGGAGCGCGACGACGGGAUCCGUUCGAGCCAGGCCGAUGCGAUCCGGAAGUCCUUGAUCAUGCUGUGGUCGGGGGAGGUGGUGAUCAACGGGAAGGGCCUGAGGGGAUGGAGUAGCGCGCGGAGGGCGAUCAAGAACGAGAUCGUUCGCGCCAACAUGAGUCUCCUCAAGAGGGCCUGCGGAGUCGACGAGGUAGAUUCCAUGGAGCCAGACGCCGUGGCCGACGCCAUCAUGGAGCACUUGGCAUCCCGCCACGACGACGACGGCUCGAUGGAGCCCCCCGAGGAGAAGAGCCCCGCGAAGCUGGCUGUCGAGGAAUUCCUGACGGGCAGCAGAGUUCACGACAUCAUGAAGUUUGUGAGCUCCAACCCGUACGACGGUGCCCUGAACUUGUCAGCGAACUACCAGGCUGUGAUGCGGUUGGCCAUGCACAAGCUGAAUCAGCAAAAGGACGACACUUGGCGCUUUCCUGAUGUAUUCAACCUCUUGCUGCCUUUGGUGUACAACAACUUCAGCGUCAGCCUCAUCACCGCCGGGACGCUCACCAUCAAAUACUUCCACGAUGCGGGGGACAUUGACUCCGAGAUCGCGGAUAUAUCCUGCGGGCUUUUCGAGAAUCUGACAACCUUGGAAAGAGCAAUUUCCUUCAGGUCGCGCUGGGUCUUGGACGGCGUGAAGUAUUUGACGACGGGGGAGCAUAAGGUCACUCGCCUGAGCGCGGAUGCAUUCUUCGAGGCCCUCAACGCCAAGGGUGGCAAGCUGCUGAACGACCUCGGGGCUGCGGAUGCACUGUGCAAGACCCUCCACAAGUUUCAGGCUUUCUGGAACAAGGUCGCGUGCGCUUCGGAAGAGCGCAGCACGCGGGACCAGUGGGACAUCGACAUCAACAAGCAGCUGAACAUGCUUGCGCCGUCGUUCCUUGAGAGUCAAUCGGUAGGAGCUCAGCAGGCAGCUCCUCAGGGGGAGACGGCGCCGCCUGCGCCGCCAGCCCCAGCCGCGGCGGCAGAGGAGCCGAGGGGGGCAGAGGAUACGCAGGGAGAGCCGGAAGGGGGCGAUGCGGCGGCUGCUGUCCCGAAGGAGGAGCAGAUCAAUAGCAAGUUCACGUCUAUCAUGAGCGCGCGUUCAGUCUACAAGGGCCCAGGCGAUGUCACUAUGUGUGAUCAGUUGUUGUACGCCUUCAGCAACCGCGUCCACUCCUUCAUCAUCGAAAUGGCAUGCAACGGCCGCAGCCUCACUGAGAAGCACGAGGGAGGCAUCGAUGUUCCAGUAUUCGAGGGCGAUAUGUGUUUGGGGACGGUGGGCAGCUACCUGGAAGGCCCGGAGCUGUUCUCGGAGGUCCCUAUCGAUGAGUGUUUGCGGCUUACCUUUACUGGCGAUGUCGUUCGGGCCCCUCGCAAGGACGCGUUGCCCAUCUGCGAGGUCUUCGGGAUCACUUUCUACAUCGUUCCGCCGACGGGCCCCCUGACGUGCGAUUCCACCUGUCCUGCCUGGUCGGUCGCGCUGUUGAAGCCGAAGCCGAAGGCGAAAGGAAAGGCCAAGGCUAAGCCGAAGGCGCAGCAGGCGCAGCAGUCGCAGCAGUCGCAGCAGUCGCAGCAGUCGCAGCAGGCGCCGCCGCCCCAGCAGCUCGAGGAUGACGUACCCAAUAUGAAGGUUGAGACCAGCAAGCACACGAUUGAGUACGGCUGGAACCAUUACAACACCAUGCAGAAGAUCGACGUGGAAGUGACGCUCUACCAGCUCGUCAAGGACACGUCGGCGCCGCCAGCCACGGCCACGCACGGCAACUACGCGAAGCUGACGCGCCCGCCCAUCCCUGGCCAGUGCACGCAGGCGCCGAAGGUUGACAAGGGGAAGGGGAAGGGCAAGGGCGAGAAGGACAACACGUGGAACGCAUGCAAACACUUGUUGCGCUGA
Prorocentrum cordatum is the source of this 2025-nucleotide messenger RNA. The record is from the annotation of a GenBank genome assembly. Lineage: Eukaryota; Dinophyceae; Prorocentrales; Prorocentraceae.